Melospiza melodia melodia is the source of this 4692-nucleotide messenger RNA. It is a transcript of the gene SLC41A1, whose product is annotated as solute carrier family 41 member 1. Gene Ontology annotation, biological process: monoatomic cation transport. Gene Ontology annotation, cellular component: plasma membrane. The transcript has 11 exons. Gene Ontology annotation, molecular function: monoatomic cation transmembrane transporter activity. NCBI's taxonomy places the organism in Eukaryota, Metazoa, Chordata, Aves, Passeriformes, Passerellidae. The record is from RefSeq and is a predicted model, not a curated record. Bases 826 to 2331 code for a protein of 501 amino acids.
GGCAGAGCGCGGGGCGGCGGGGGAGCCGCGGGUGCGCAGCGGGAGCGGAGCGAGCGGCACCGGGCGGUACCGGCACGGCGGGGACUCGGUGACGGGCGAGCUGUCGGAAACGCGCGUUGUGUGCCAGGCUGCCCCGAUGCCAGCCCCCACCCUGCAGCCCGGCCGGCUCCGUGAGUAACCAACCCUCGCUGGGCGCUGCUGUUGGUGCGAGUAACAGGAACUGUGCUGGCCUCGUGCUGCUGAGGAAGGAGCAGGAGGAGGAGGAGGGCGGCAGUGACACUCGCAGCCUGCUGGAAGCGCUGGCUGUGCUGGCAGAAAGCCGCAGGAGCCUUCGGAGGGGAAUCCUGCAGAGGGACGGUGCUGCUGGCAAAGCCCUGGCAGCAAGAAGAGCCUGAGUGGGAUCAUGUCUGAAAGCCAGUCCUCUCCUUCAGUGUUCCUUUAAGUUUCUACAUCCUUUACUUCAUCUGUUUUUCCCUCUGCCCCGUCACAUCUGCUGGAAGACAUCUGGGAGGAGAUGCGCUAAGGCAUCACACAUCUGGGGAGGAGAGCUCGGAUCGUGCACAGGGCGCUGGGAAGGAGCAGAACAGGGGGAACCGAGCCAUUCCCAGCUGCUGCCGUGUCCCCUGCGCUCCGCGUCCCUGCUUGAUGGGGAUCGCUGCCGCAGCAGCAGGCUCCGCACUCCCGGGCGGGCGAGCAGCGCUGGCACAGCUCCCUCCUGGAUGCUGGCAAGGCCGUGUGGAUAAGCUGCUGGCAGAAGAUCCCUCCUGGAGCAGCUGCUGGCUGUAGGCCCAGCGAGCCAAGGGUCGGGAGAGCGUGUCCUGCAGCAUGACAUCCACGCUGGAGCCCAAGGAUCCCCCCCAGGCCAACGGGGACUGCGGGCAGCCCGCGGGGCCCGAGCAUUUCCUGCGGCCCGAGGGCACCGCCGUGGACCUGGUGGUGCUGGAGUCCCGAGCCAACGCCAAAGGGGUGAGGGAGGAGGAUGCUCUGCUGGAGAACGGCAGCCAGAGCAACGAGAGCGAUGACACCAGCACGGAGCGGGGGCCUGAGCCCCCCUCGCCCCUCAAGGAGACCUCGUUUUCCAUCGGGCUGCAGGUGCUGUUCCCCUUCCUGCUGGCUGGAUUUGGCACGGUGGCUGCUGGGAUGGUGCUGGACAUUGUGCAGCACUGGGACGUCUUCAAGCAGGUCACUGAGGUGUUCAUCUUGGUCCCUGCUCUGCUGGGGCUGAAGGGGAACCUGGAGAUGACGCUGGCAUCGCGCCUGUCCACAGCUGCUAAUAUUGGCCAAAUGGAUUCACACAAAGAGCUCUGGAAGAUGAUUACAGGGAACAUGGCUCUGAUACAGGUCCAGGCCACCGUGGUUGGUUUCCUGGCCUCAAUUGCAGCCGUGGUGUUUGGGUGGAUCCCAGAUGGGCACUUCAGCAUGGACCACGCUGUCCUGCUGUGUGCCAGCAGCGUGGCCACUGCCUUCAUCGCUUCCCUGGUCCUGGGCAUGAUUAUGAUCGGGGUGAUCAUUGGCUCCAAGAAGAUGGGGAUCAAUCCUGACAACGUGGCCACGCCGAUCGCUGCCAGCCUGGGGGACCUCAUCACCCUGGCCCUGCUCUCAGGGAUCAGCUGGGGGCUCUACAAGGAGCUGGACAGCAGAGCCUACGUGAACCCCUUGGUGUGCGCCUUCUUCCUGUCGCUGCUGCCCAUCUGGAUCAUCAUUGCCAGGAGGAAUUCUGCCACCAGGGAGGUGCUGUACUCGGGCUGGGAGCCUGUCAUCAUCGCCAUGGCCAUCAGCAGCGUCGGGGGGCUCAUUCUGGACAGGACAGUGUCGGACCCCAACUUUGCUGGCAUGGCAGUGUUCACCCCAGUCAUCAACGGUGUGGGUGGCAACCUGGUGGCAGUGCAGGCCAGCCGCAUCUCCACCUACCUGCACAUGAGUGGGGAGCCUGGAGAAGGCCCUGGCACGGCCCCUCGCAAGUGCCCCAGCCCCUGCAGCACCUUCUGCAGCUCAGACGUGAACUCCCGCUCUGCCCGCGUGCUGUUCCUGCUAGUGGUGCCCGGGCACCUGGUGUUCCUCUACACCAUCCACUCCAUGCAGGGGGGACACACCACGCUCACCCUCAUCUUCAUCGUCUUCUACAUGACAGCAGCACUGCUCCAGGUGCUGAUCCUGCUCUACAUCGCAGACUGGAUGGUGCACUGGAUGUGGGGCAGGCACCUGGACCCCGACAACUUCUCCAUCCCGUACCUGACAGCCCUGGGGGACCUCAUUGGGACGGGGCUGCUGGCCCUCAGCUUCCACGUGCUCUGGCUCAUCGGGGACAGGGACUCCGAUGUUGGGGAUUAAACCUCCCUGCUCCUCCCUUCCCACAGCUCUCCUCCUUCCAUUUGUUGUUUCUUUGCUUCUCCCCCUCCUGUUCUGCCACCCCCCACCCCCUGGAAGAUUUCACCUUUGAUACUGGAUUCUCAUUAUUUUCAAUGGGAAUUUUACCUGGUUUAUAUUUCAAGCCAAGUUUGUAAAAAAAAGAAAAAUCUUAUCUAGUUUUGGGAAGGACAGACAAACAAACAAAAAGUGUAACGAGACAAUCACUAAGUGCAAUUUUUGUAGCAGUUGUGUCCGAACCAAGGUUCCAGUUAAGUUCCUGCUCGAUCAGGUCAUGCAGGGAGCCCCCCCUGCCUCCUCCCUCGAGGUUCAGGGCUGCUUUUUUCGCUUCAUAAGCGUUUUUUAAACCCUGCAGGUGGAGCUCAGGUCUGCCCAGCUGAGCUGGCACCUUCCAGCCAAGCACAACCUCACAGCCCAGGGCACGGGGUACCCCUGAAAGGAGGAUCCAGCCUGGGCCCACACCCAGAAAUGGGGAGUGUCUGUGAGGGGGGAUGAGGAGGAUGGUGAGGAAGGCUCCUGUGUUCAGCACAGGAAUGUGAGUGAGCAGGCUGGGCUCUGCUGGCAGCUCCAGGCUCCUUUUUGCCACCCACCCCAGAGUGCAGCAUGCUGCUCCUGCCUUGGCUCUGAGCCUGGCCUAGAGGGACUGAGGACCCUCCUCACCCAUCACCAUCACCAUCCUCCUGCCCAGAGAUCCCUCCUGGUGCUGCUCCAUUCCCUGGCUGACCUUCCCAGAGGGGUGGAUGGACAAACAGCUCCAGGGUUUUGUGCCCAGGUUUCCUUUUGUGCUGCUGAGGGGCUCCUUGCAGGCAGGAAAAGCCACCCAGCAUCUCCCCAAGCUGAGCCUGGGCUCUCCCAGCUGGGCAGGAGCAUUUUGCUGCUGGUGUCUGUCAGGGAAGGACAUCCAUGGGAUUAUUCUGCCAGCUGGAAAUGCAGAUCACACACAGGGGCCUGGCUCUUGGAGCAGGAACAGGAACCGACCCCCUGCCCUUGCGUAAAAUCUGGGAUUUCUGGGGCAGGGUUCCCUCCUCUGCUGCUUCCCCUCCUGCUUUUUGUGGAAUUCCUGCUCUUCCCCUUAAGCCAUGCUGGGAGGGCAGGAAAAACCCACAGCAAGUGCAGCCAGAGGGGCAAACCAAGACCAAAGUUAGGCCAGGCUCAAUGGGCCAGGCCAGAGCUGGGCCUGGCUCCAGAUCAUGCUGAUGGAAAGGAGGAUGAGGAUGAAGGAGUUCUGGAUUUUUGGAAAGGAGGGUCAGGAUGAAGGAGUUCUGGAUUGCUGGAAAACAGGGUCAGGAUGGAAUUCUGGAAAUCCACGGAGCAGAUGGAGCCAAACCAGAGCUCCAGGCUGCUCCAGGCCCUCUCUGGAGCUCUGCAAGCUGCUCCAAGCUGCUCCUCCUGAGCAGGUAUAUUUAUUUUUGAGGUGAUUUCCCCCUUUUUUCUCUUGCUAAUCCAGCAUCAGGCUCAGUUUCCCUCCUCCUGUGCUCCAUGUCCUGUGUGGGAGCAGCUCUGAUCCUCCUUUUGUCCCCUCUGGUGACAUUUCUCAGUUUUCCUUUGGCCAAAACUGUGCCCAAAGGAAAAAACCCAACCACAAAACAAACCCUGUCCCUGCUGUGCUGAGCUCUCAGCCCAGGGAAUCCUGGAAUAUAUAAUUUUCCUGGAAUAUAUAAUUUUCCUGGAAUAUUAUAUUUCCUGGAAUAUUUUUUGAAUAUUAAUUUUCCUGGAAUAUUAAUUUUCCUGGAAUAUCAGAUUUCCUGGAAUAUCAGAUUUCCCGGAAUAUUAUUUUCCUGGAAUAUUAUAUUUUUUGGAAUAAUAUUUUCUGAAAUAUUUCCUGGAAUAUUCUCAGCUGUUCACCUGAUUUCUCUGCCUGAUGUCAAGGAAUAUAAAUGCAAGAUUUCCUUCUAUUAACACUUCAGCUUUUAUGGAUACAAAGAGAAGCUCUGCUGGCUUUUUUUUUUGGUGUCACAUCACCACUUAAUCCCCCAGGAAAAAAUUCCCUAGAGGAGGAAUCUGCCUCUCAUGGUGGGGCUGGGGGGGUCUGUACAUUAAAUAUGAUCAAAGGUUUGCUUGGGGAAUGGUCAGGGAAGAAUUUCAUUUAAAACUGAGGAAUAUUGAUGGAAAAACAAAAACAAAAACGAACCAAACUCUUCCCACUGGUUGCACUCCAAUGCAUGCCUACUCUACAGCUGCCUGCAGAUGAAAAUCCUGGUUUACUCUUUUAUUAAAGGAAAGAAAAAAAAAAAUACUGUCUUAAUUAUUUAUAGUUCCUAUAACUGACAGAUGUCGACCUAAUGGAUAAAUUAUAUUUGGUUAAAUAAAGAUGACAUUUAUUUA